This is a messenger RNA of Galendromus occidentalis (western predatory mite), 1368 nucleotides long. Its product is annotated as PI-PLC X domain-containing protein 3-like. Bases 1 to 1368 code for a protein of 455 amino acids. NCBI's taxonomy places the organism in Eukaryota, Metazoa, Arthropoda, Arachnida, Mesostigmata, Phytoseiidae. Gene Ontology annotation, biological process: lipid metabolic process. The transcript is spliced from 5 exons. Gene Ontology annotation, molecular function: phosphoric diester hydrolase activity. The record is from RefSeq and is a predicted model, not a curated record.
AUGCCAAUCUGGAGCUUUCGGAUACUCGCCACUCUAAGUUUGCUCCCGCUCAUCCGCGCUUACGACCCUUUCGAUUAUCGGGAGGAGUAUAAUCUGGCCAAUUUGGAGCCCGAACCGGAAGUCUUCAUUACCUUAUCUGCUCGAGUCUUGAAAGGCGGAAGAAAUGGUCUCGCAGAACGACGAGUUCAAUUGAACUGGUUCAACAUAGACGUGGGACCAGACUCCACGCAAAACCACACACUGUAUUUACUGCGAAGACCUGCGGGGCUGUUUCGGAUCGACGAAGACGCUGUUUACAAGAAGGAUCUCGGAUUUAAUUCCGACGGCCAAGUCACCACCCAUCUCAUUUUCCCGAGGGUGAUCUUCAAUAAAAGCCAUAUGCACGAUGAAUGCAUGGAGUACUGGGUUGCGUUAGUUCGCGUCGAGUACCUCACGAACGGAGUGCGCCAGCGAACGAUGGUUGCACAAAAUUGCUUCAAGGCGCAACCUUUCUGGAUGUGGAAGAAUAAACACUCGCUCAAGCAUCUCACGCUACGACAGAUGAUGAUUCCGGGUACACACAACUCUGGAAUGUACUCGUUCUACAACCCGAGAGCGCUCCGUGUCAUGGCAGAUUUCAAAUACACUCAAGAGGAAGAUAUUUUCAACCAGCUCGCCUACGGAAUCCGUUGCCUGGACCUGCGAAUAUCGGCUUCGGGGCCUGUUGACAACCCGAAGUACAGAAUAGCGCACGACGUGCUUUCAGGUGACGCCAGCGUAGUCGAAGUACUGCAGCAAGUCAAAGAUUUCAUCAGGGCAACGAAUGAAAUCGUCAUUCUGGAUUUCCACCGGUUCCCGAAUGGAUUCGAUAACGAACAUUCGCAUCAACGUUUCCUGGAGUUCCUUCGAGUAGAGCUCGGCGAAACGGUCGUGCCGUACAACUCGGCGUUGGAUCGACCCCUAUCACACAUCUGGCAGAUGGACGACGGCAAGGGACGCAUCGUGAUCUGUUACAACGCCAGGCUGUUCUCGGUAAACCAAUCCCUGCACUUGGGAGUGCGCCACUUGUGGGCAGACACCAAUAACCAAAAAAGCCUCAAAACGUAUUUCGACAAGAAGGUCUGUGAGGCCGAGAAAUACGGUCUCUACUAUUUCCAUGCUGCCAUGGCUGAGCUGACGCCGAACGUGGUCAACAUCAUUUUCGAAGGCCAUAAAGGAGGCCUGCGAAAAAUGGCCGAUGAGACUAAUCCCCUUGUGGCGAGGUGGUUCCGUAGGGAGUUCCGAACCUGUGCAAAUAUCGUCGCGACGGAUUUCUUCCUCGGAGCCGAUAUCGUAAGCGUAGCUAUUAGCAGCAACAUCGAACGGUCGAAACUGUAUCGAACGAACUAG